UCAGUGGGUUGUUUUAACCGAACGUCUGUGAGUUUUAAGCGGGAAUCAGAUAUCUACAGCGAUCCGACGAGGCUUAGAAUGGCGUCCAGAUCAGUGAAGAGGACGACGGUAACAACAAAGACGACCCAACAUGGUUCGUCGUCGGAUGCGGGCACGCCGGCUCGUGGGGCAGCGUCGCCGGGUCGGGCCCGGGCGCCGUCACCGGCUCGGAUAAGCCGUACCCAAGAGAAGGAAGAGCUGUCCCAUCUGAACGAUCGGUUGGCUAACUACAUCGACAAAGUGCGCUUCCUGGAAUCGGAAAACAGUCGGCUUAUGGUCCAGGUGAAACAGUCGGAGGAGACGGUGACCCGGGAAGUGACAAGCAUCAAAAGUCUGUACGAAACAGAGUUGUCUGACGCACGCAAAUUACUCGACGAGACCGCGAAAGACAAGGCUAGGCUCCAGUUAGAGGCCAGUAAAUACAAAGAGGAGGCUAACGAAUGGCUCACCAAAUUCGGUCGGAAAGAGCGGGCACUGAAGGAUGCCGAGAAGAAGAUUGCGGGGCUGGAGGCGGAGCUGGCUGAUGUGCAGUUACGGCUGGCUGAGGCUGAGAAGAAGGUCAAACCCCUGGAGAAAGAAAACAAUUCUCUACGUGCGGAUGUGGCUCGCCUUGAGCGUCAGUUAGCGGACACAAAGAAGCAACUAGAGGCUGAGACGCUGACGCGCGUGGAUGUGGAGAACCGACUACAGAGUAUGAAGGAGGAACUGGCAUUCAAGUCUCAGAUUCAUGAACAGGAACUGAAUGAGACCCGAACAAGAAUCAGCACCACCGUGGAGGAAGUGGAUGGCCGAAUACAGCAGGACUACGAUGCCAGAUUGGCCGAUGCCCUGCGCGAAAUGAGGGCACAUCAUGAGGAGCAAAUCGCGCUGCUCAGAGAGGAAUACAUGACCAUGUAUGAAGCUAAGAUUAUGGAUUUGGAAGGACAGGCCAGGCGUAACAGUGACUCAGCAAGUUAUGCCCGCGAAGAGUUGCGCACCACAAAGAGACGUUUGGAUGAGCUUCUGUCAGAAGUCACAAAACUCCGAGCCCAGAAUGCCGAGUACGAGAGUCGUAUUCAGGACCUAGAGAGUCAGCUUCUGCGAGAACAAGAGGAGCACGCUAUGGCGAUCAGGGUACGAGAGGACGAACUGAUGAGGCUGCGAAGGCUUCUGGAUGACCAGUCACAAGAGUACGCCGAACUGCUGGACAUUAAGAUCAAACUGGACAUGGAGAUUGCUGCCUACAGGAAGUUGCUGGAAGGCGAGGAGGCCAGAUUAAAUCUGUCUUCGUCUGCGGAGUCUACACCCCACAGAACUCCGUCCCGCUCCGUGGUACGAGGAGUGAAGAGAAAGAGGCCUGUCGUUGAGGAAGAAAUCAGUCAGUCCACUUCUAACAGAGGCUUUGCAGCAACGUCCAGUGCGAAGGGUGCUGUCGAGGUCAACGAAACGGAUGUAGAGGGGCAGUAUAUCAAACUCUACAACAACUCUGACAAGGACAUCUCGCUGGGAGGGUGGCAGAUUCGCCACGUGGCCGGUGAGCAGGAGACCACAUACAAAUUCCACCGCAGCAGUGGCAUCAAGGCCGGUACCUACGUCACUGUGUGGAGUUCUAACAGUGGUCAGACACACAGCCCUCCUAGUGACCUGGUCAUGAAGGGUCAGAAGUGGUUCAUCGCUGAUGACAUGAAAACAAUACUCCUCAACAAUGAUGGAGAUGAGAUGGCCUCGCGCGAGCUGAGCAAGAGCAUGUUGUCGUCAGUGAGCUCCUACAGGACAUCUUACGGGGGGAGAGAACUCGAUGGGAAUCAGCAGUUAGAGCGGGAAUCCUGUUCCAUCAUGUAGACUGACGUCUUCACCUCAUUCACCAAACAUUUUGUCCAGACAAGGGGAGCUACUCACGAGCAAGAAGGAUUUUAACACCACGGUAGACAUAUCAUCAAAGACUGGACAAAAGGCCAUACAUCAGAAGUUUUAAUCAAACUUUCCCAGCUGAAGAUGCUCCUCUUAAAGACAGCAUCAAGCUGUGGCAAUUCGCAUUUCAUUGUGUUUUAAAGAUGUAGUCAUAAGAUUUAAAAGCAGCAUUUUCUGGAACAAAUUGUCCCCCACAGAAAUACCCAGCUGUUAUAUCUUGCCUUGCAAGGAUCAUGUUUUAGUUAUUUUUUUUUGUUCCCAUUUUCACCACUUCUUGCCUCAAAAGAUAUUUCGGCUUGCCAGUUUAUAUUGUUAAAAAUAUAUGAAAUGCGGUAAAAUGUCUGCAAGGUAGAGACUUGCAAAACAAUUAGCAAUAUACUAAGGCAACAUCAGUUUAGAUUUGUGUUUUACAGGCGAACCAACACUUAACAGUUCACCUUUUUAUUUUGUCCAGUUUUGAACUUUUUAUGAAUUUACAGCUUUUCAAGACUUUUUGAUCCUGGUAUAGUCCACAACAUUGAUAAAAAGAUUUAUUCUGCCCCCUACAACAACAAUUUAAACUGAUGUGGCCUCAGAAUUAUAUAAAAUAUAUGAAAGUUCAGGAUGUAUAGAACAAGUACUAUGUCUACAGUAAGAAAAAGUUUCAAAACUCCAAAAAUACCCCUUCAACAUGAAAGAAUUUGGCAUUCCAAAGAUCCUUGAAAAACAGGGUCAAAUUUAAGAAAGGUUGAUUUUAAGAAAGGACCAUCAAAAAAGAAAAGAGAGUUUUUCUUGAGGAGAGCAUUGAUACAUGUCAUUGAUAAAUUGUGUGAAAAAUUCUCUUAAAAAUCUGUACCAUAGGAAUGUCUUCACUACCGAUUUCUUGUUUUCUUAAGGACUGAUGGCAAAUGUCGAUAUCUUUUGGUUUGAUAUUUACUUUUAAUGUUUAUAUUAACAAAGACAGAAAAACAUAAUUGAGGUGAGCUUACUCCGUUAGUAACUUAGCAUAACAUAUUUUAGCAUCUCAUACGUGUAGCAGCGGCCCUGAUGUGGUGUAGCGUAUCCUAGUCGUAGCGAGCACGUAGCGGUAUUAAGUGUUCAUGGAUAUAUAUUGAUAUUGUUAUUGCCCUGGAAGAACUCUUGCUUUGUGCUGUAUAUGUACAAAUAUAUAUAUUUCCAUCCUUUUUCUGUGUUUAAGGUUGUCAUGGUAACUGCCUUGUUGUCUGUCACAUUGCACACUUGCGUGCACUGCAUAUUUUUAUAUGUCUUUAUAUCUAUACACUAUACUUUAAUAAUGUGAUCGGCACUUACAAAUAAACCUUACAUGUGUUUGGCUGAAAUCAUUUACUGGUAAGGUCAGUGCGCCGUUAAGUUAAUAACGACCUUUUGUUUCACAGUGCCCAGUGAAUUAAGUCAACGAAUGUGGCUUCGGAAAUGGUUUAAAGCAUUAUCAUUACAAUUGGAUCUGAUUUAACGCUUGUGAACAACAUACUCUCCGUUUGUUUUUUUUUUUUUACUGUGUACGUGAUAUUUUGACAGUUAUCUUACAGCAAAAAUGUUCUCAGAUUUUGAGUCAAGUUUUCGACUUCUCUUCUGCUGUAUACAGACUGAUAAUACUUUUGAUAUACUGGUAAUUUGCAUUAUUAUGCCAAGUGUAUCCUGCAGGAUACCACUGCUAGCUUGUAAUAUAUAUACUUAUGCUUCGUAAUAAUUGUUUAUAGGGUUUACUUUGAACACAUGCUCUAAUACCUUGGUCUAUUACCUCCUUGUUGUCAUUGUUUUUUUAAGCUUAAUCCAAUUUAAGUUGGGUAUGUCCAUCUGGUUGCUGAAUUUUACUAUGGUAAUAUUUUUGUACACCUUGUUACUUUUACAUGUUUGUUACCCGUGACGUUUUCGCAGUGUUAGUGAAUUUGUAUAUGGGUGUCUUGCUUGAGUUGUCUCCCUCCUUCGCAUUAUAUUGCGUCUUGAAGCCAAACCAUUUGUUUUUUUUUUCUUUUGUUUCUAGCACUUUUGUAAUCAUACUACAUCUAUGAGUUGUUGUACGGCAAAUGUUUAGAAUCUGUGCAUGUUUUGGAUUGUAAAGUAAGCUCCAAGCAUUACAGUUAUAAAUAGAGAUAUCAAAACCCUGAAAAACAAAAGAAUUUUACUUUUGUUGUCAUCAAUUCAUACAUAGGUCAUGGUCUCCGCUAAUAUCCGUUUGGAGGCGUGUGAAACUUGACUCCAGAACAAAGAUUGGGCAUGGCCGCUAUAGACUGGUGGCGGGCUCACUGUGAUGUCUAUGUCUACUGCAUGUUAUAAUAUGUGUUCUCUUUUAGUUUACAAAGCCAAUAAUAUACGGCAUAGAUCAUUCAUAAUAAAACUCUUUAAAUGUUA
This is a messenger RNA of Liolophura sinensis, 4281 nucleotides long. RefSeq names its product lamin Dm0-like. The coding region runs from base 79 to 1860 and encodes 593 amino acids. The transcript has 11 exons. Gene Ontology annotation, cellular component: nuclear lamina; nuclear envelope. Gene Ontology annotation, biological process: nuclear migration; nuclear pore localization; heterochromatin formation. NCBI's taxonomy places the organism in Eukaryota, Metazoa, Mollusca, Polyplacophora, Chitonida, Chitonidae. Gene Ontology annotation, molecular function: structural constituent of cytoskeleton. The record is from RefSeq and is a predicted model, not a curated record.